Carassius gibelio (silver crucian carp) is the source of this 2545-nucleotide messenger RNA. RefSeq names its product transmembrane protein 183A (gene tmem183a). Gene Ontology annotation, cellular component: SCF ubiquitin ligase complex. Lineage: Eukaryota; Metazoa; Chordata; Actinopteri; Cypriniformes; Cyprinidae. The transcript has 8 exons. The coding region runs from base 153 to 1235 and encodes 360 amino acids. Gene Ontology annotation, biological process: regulation of protein stability. Gene Ontology annotation, molecular function: protein binding. The record is from RefSeq and is a predicted model, not a curated record.
CGCGACCUUCAUAGUCAGUUCCAUGAUGGCUGAAGAUCCUGGAGGAGCUUUCUUUAAUUUCACCCUCAUUUUUUUCGUUUUUUCGUUACCUCUGCUGGAAAGAUGGCAGGGCACACAGCCUCGAUAAACGGCCAUAGACCCCCGCUGUCGUCAUGCCCAAGAAAGGGAACCGAAAACGGCUGAAAUUUAGAGCCGAGGAUGUUUGCUCGGAGUCAGUAACUGUGGCUGACUAUGCCAACGCCGAUCCCGCUAUCGUAAAGUCGGGAAGAGUUAAAAAGGCUGUUGUUAAUGCAAUUGAAAAAGAAGCAAAAUUACUCUGUGGGCUUGAGGCAUCCCAGGGUCCUGUGCAGGAAGUGCUCUCCUCUGCAGCUGGUGUGAGUAAUGCAGCCCGUGAGAGCAGUGAUGAACUGGACUCGGAGGAAGGGGAUGAAAUCAAAGGGUCCCUCAAAAAGAAAAACAAAAGACGCAAAGAAAACAGUGAGAGCAUAGAUGGAGAGGAGUAUCCCAUUGAUAUUUGGCUUCUGCUUGCUGCAUACAUUCGGCCAGAAGACGUCUGCAGAUUCUCUUUGAUCUGCAAGAACGCUUGGACUGCCACGUGCACAGCUGUAUUUUGGACACGACUCUACAAAAGGCACUAUAAUCUUGAUGCAGACCUCCCCGAUCGCCUUCAACCUGAUUCUAUUGCAAAGAUGCGUUGUCUUCGUGCGCGUGUUAUUCGCUCGCUUUUUCACUUAUAUGAGCCCUUUAGCUUGUGGGUGUCGAAAAAUCCUCUUCUGCCUGAAUCUACACCUACCACACUGCUCAAUUCCAAGUGUUUGCUGUUUUGGGUCAACAAAGUGUCUGGAAGUAGGUCAGAGCCGAUGUGGGAGUUCAACUUCAAGUUUGUGAAACUGCCAACCAAGGGCAAAAACGGAUGUGGUAUGAGUCUUCAGCUGCCCAAGCAGUAUAAAGAUGUUCACACUAAUCCAGACUCGGACUGUUAUCUGCUGCGGGUCACUACCCUUAAUUUCAUUUUCACUUCUGUUGUGAUGGGCAUGACGUUAACUUCGUUCACCAUUAAUGUGAGCACGGACAUGAGGCACCACCGAGUACGCCUGGAUUUCCAGGAUUCACCAGUCAUUCGAGGGAAGAAGUUUAGGGGUGAACAAGGGGUGCAGGUAGUGCUGGACCCUGUCCACAGCGUGCGCCUCAUGGACUGGUGGCACCCACAGUACCCCACAUCCUCAUAUAAUUAGACUGAACUCCAAUCUUCUCACAAAAACAUUGCAGAAGACAGUUGAGACCUGUUUCAACCAACCCUAAAGCCCUGGCUUUGCAGGUUUUUUAUUUUCUGCUGAAUUUUACCCGUUUCACUUAGUAUGCUGCAUUUUAUAGUGUGCUGAUCUGUUGUCCAAACUGAAAAUGUAUAUGGCAAUUGGGUACUUGCCAUAUUUAAUUUGAUAAAAAAUAAAAACAAAGUGGCUGCACGAUAGAAGUACACAAGUUAGAAGGCAAUUCAAUGUCAUGAUGCCAUUGUCCACCUAUUUUUUUCCCCCUGGAUCUGAAAAAUCAGCAUCGAGUUAUAACACUUACAUAGUAGGGUUUGCGUGACUCUAAUCUUGAAUAAUGUUAAUAGUCAGUUGUUGACUUGGAUGACCAUUUAAUCGAUCAAAAAGUAAUAAAACAAACAAAUUCUGUAUCUGUUAAGGCUCUAGAGAGGUGUAAUGUGUAACCCAUUUUGAAUACCUUUUAGCUUUGUGUUAGGUUUAGGGACAAAAGCUAAGAUUUGAUGUAUUCUGUGCUUUCUGUGGAGGCCAUUCUGAGUUCUGCUUUGCUACUGUGCAUGUUUGCCUAGUUAAAUCACAUCUAAUUGAUGGCAAGAGGGUGUUUCUAGGUGUUGUAGAUAUUAAAGUGUCUUUGGUUAAGACAAUGUUAUUGUUUGCGAUCAAGAGACGUUAUUAAAUCUAUAGAUACAAUCCAAAGUCAAUGUUUAGUUCCUUAUUGCAAUCAAAUCCAGAAGUUGUGCUUUUGAGAAGUUAAUUCUAUGUUUCCUUUUAUUUUGAAGUUUGCCUUUUGUUUUAGGAAAACGAAGGCACUGAUGUUUCAUUUUAUUAAUAUAGGCCAUAAUCAGUGUGUGGUGUUUUUAUUUUUUAUUACUGGUUCUUUCCUGUAUGGGAAAGAAUAGGAUCAAUACUGACACCCUGUGGGCCAAUCUUAAACAGCUGAAUCCAACCACUAAAAAUCUGCAAAUGCAAUUGAUUUUUAUUAUUAUUUUUUAUUUCAGGUUAUGUAGAUUGUCUUUGGUUGUAAUGCCACUGAGCUUAUUUAUUAAAAAUACACCUGUAUGAUUAUAUACUUAUUGGAAUAAAGAACAGCAUUGCAUAAUAGGAAUACUUAACCACAGAGUAUUGUGACUGACCAAUCAGUGUUCAAGAGAUCUGUGCAAUUGUUGAGAUAAAACAGGUGCAGCUCAAUAAAUUUGAAUAUUGUGGAAAAGUUAAUUUAUUUCAUUAAUUCAACUCAAAUUGUUAAACUUGUGUAUUAAAUAAAUUCAAUUCACACAGAC